This is a messenger RNA of Trichosurus vulpecula (common brushtail), 3852 nucleotides long. It is a transcript of the gene POLR3B, whose product is annotated as RNA polymerase III subunit B. The record is from RefSeq and is a predicted model, not a curated record. The coding region runs from base 176 to 3577 and encodes 1133 amino acids. Gene Ontology annotation, molecular function: DNA-directed RNA polymerase activity; DNA binding; ribonucleoside binding. Lineage: Eukaryota; Metazoa; Chordata; Mammalia; Diprotodontia; Phalangeridae. Gene Ontology annotation, biological process: DNA-templated transcription. The transcript has 28 exons. Gene Ontology annotation, cellular component: RNA polymerase III complex.
GGAUCCUUAAAAAGCGGGCGGAACCUUUCCGCCGUCGCGUGUGGUACACUGCCCGGGGGGGAAGGGUUUGGGUGGCGCACCGCCGGGUGUUCACGCUCGUAGCGGUCCGCCUGCUGCCGCUGGGGUCGCCGAGGUGAAGCUGAGGAGGUGGGAGUAGCGGCAGAGACGGGAAGAUAUGGACGUGUUAGCCGAGGAGUUCGGGAACUUGACACCGGAGCAAGUGGCCGCUCCCAUUCCCACGGUGGAGGAAAAAUGGAGGUUGCUUCCAGCAUUUCUAAAGGUGAAAGGCCUUGUGAAGCAACAUAUCGAUUCCUUCAAUUAUUUCAUCAACGUAGAGAUAAAGAAGAUCAUGAAAGCCAAUGAAAAGGUCACCAGUGAUGCUGACCCCAUGUGGUACUUAAAAUAUCUUAACAUCUACGUGGGCCUCCCUGAUGUUGAAGAAAGCUUUAAUGUGACAAGGCCUGUGUCUCCUCACGAGUGCCGUUUGCGAGACAUGACAUACUCAGCUCCCAUUACGGUGGAUAUCGAGUAUACCCGGGGCAGCCAGAGGAUUAUUCGGAAUGCUUUACCCAUUGGCAGAAUGCCCAUUAUGCUUCGGAGCUCGAACUGUGUCCUCACGGGGAAAACUCCGGCCGAGUUUGCCAAACUCAACGAAUGCCCCUUAGAUCCAGGUGGAUACUUCAUCGUCAAAGGAGUGGAGAAGGUCAUUUUAAUUCAAGAGCAGUUAUCAAAAAACAGAAUCAUUGUGGAAGCUGACAGAAAAGGCACUGUUGGGGCCUCCGUCACGAGUUCAACCCAUGAGAAGAAAAGCAGGACCAACAUUGCUGUGAAGCAGGGCCGGUUUUACCUACGACACAACACCUUGUCUGAAGACAUUCCCAUCGUGAUCAUCUUUAAGGCCAUGGGUGUUGAGAGUGACCAAGAAAUCGUGCAGAUGAUUGGCACUGAGGAGCACGUGAUGGCUGCCUUUGGUCCGAGUUUGGAGGAGUGCCAGAAAGCUCAGAUUUUCACACAGAUGCAGGCCCUGAAAUAUAUAGGAAACAAAGUAAGAAGACAAAGGAUGUGGGGAGGGGGACCGAAGAAGACCAAGAUGGAAGAGGCGAGAGAGCUGUUGGCUUCAACCAUUCUCACCCAUGUACCAGUGAAGGAAUUCAAUUUCCGUGCAAAGUGUAUCUACACUGCCGUGAUGGUGCGCAGGGUGAUUUUGGCCCAAGGAGACAAUAAAGUUGAUGACCGAGACUACUAUGGUAACAAGCGUUUGGAAUUGGCAGGGCAGCUUCUCUCUCUUCUCUUUGAAGACUUAUUCAAAAAAUUUAAUUCUGAAAUGAAGAAGAUUGCCGAUCAAGUGAUCCCUAAGCAAAGGGCUGCCCAGUUUGAUGUGGUGAAGCACAUGCGCCAAGAUCAGAUCACCAAUGGCAUGGUCAAUGCCAUCUCCACCGGAAACUGGUCCCUGAAGAGAUUUAAGAUGGAUCGCCAGGGAGUGACCCAGGUGCUCUCUCGCCUGUCCUAUAUAUCUGCUCUGGGCAUGAUGACAAGGAUCUCAUCACAGUUUGAGAAGACCAGGAAAGUGAGUGGUCCUCGCUCACUGCAGCCAUCUCAGUGGGGUAUGCUCUGUCCGUCUGAUACUCCUGAAGGAGAGGCUUGUGGUUUGGUAAAAAACUUGGCUUUGAUGACACACAUUACAACUGACAUGGAAGAUGGCCCCAUUGUUAAACUAGCCAGUAACCUGGGUGUAGAGGAUGUUAACCUCCUCUGUGGAGAAGAGCUCUCUUACCCAAAUGUGUUCCUUGUCUUCCUCAAUGGCAAUAUCUUGGGUGUCAUUCGAGAUCAUAAGAAACUAGUGAACACAUUUCGGCUCAUGCGAAGGGCUGGUUAUAUUAACGAAUUUGUCUCAAUCUCAACAAAUCUCACUGAUAGAUGUGUCUACAUUUCCUCAGAUGGAGGAAGGUUGUGCAGACCGUACAUCAUUGUGAAGAAGCAAAAGCCUGCCGUUACAGACAAGCACAUGGAAGAGCUGGCCCAGGGGUACAGAAAUUUUGAAGAUUUUCUGCAUGAGAGCCUGGUUGAAUAUUUGGAUGUGAAUGAAGAAAAUGAUUGUAACAUUGCAUUGUAUGAACAUACAAUUAACAAGGAUACCACCCACCUGGAGAUUGAGCCCUUCACGCUCCUUGGUGUUUGUGCUGGGCUUAUUCCAUACCCUCACCAUAACCAGUCCCCCAGGAAUACUUACCAGUGUGCCAUGGGGAAACAAGCCAUGGGUACUAUUGGAUAUAAUCAACGGAACAGAAUUGAUACUCUCAUGUACCUGCUGGCCUAUCCACAAAAGCCGAUGGUUAAAACAAAAACCAUUGAACUGAUAGAAUUUGAGAAACUCCCAGCUGGACAGAAUGCCACAGUUGCUGUGAUGAGCUAUAGUGGCUAUGAUAUUGAAGAUGCAUUAGUUCUCAACAAGGCCUCCUUGGACAGAGGCUUUGGACGAUGCCUCGUGUACAAAAAUGCCAAGUGUACAUUGAAACGAUACACCAAUCAAACUUUUGAUAAAGUGAUGGGACCGAUGCUGGAUGCAGCAACAAGGAAGCCAAUCUGGCGGCAUGAAAUUUUAGAUGCUGAUGGCAUUUGUUCUCCAGGUGAGAAAGUUGAAAACAAGCAGGUGCUUGUGAACAAGUCUAUGCCGACAGUCACCCAGAUUCCCCUGGAGGGGAGCAGCGUGCCUCAGCAGCCACAGUAUAAAGAUGUCCCAAUAACCUACAAAGGUGCAACAGAUUCCUACAUCGAAAAAGUCAUGAUAUCCUCAAAUGCGGAGGAUGCUUUUCUCAUCAAAAUGCUAUUAAGACAGACGAGACGUCCAGAAAUUGGAGACAAAUUCAGUAGUCGCCAUGGACAAAAAGGUGUUUGUGGGUUGAUCGUCCCUCAGGAAGACAUGCCGUUCUGUGAUUCUGGAAUCUGCCCUGACAUCAUAAUGAACCCUCAUGGUUUCCCAUCACGUAUGACGGUGGGAAAACUGAUUGAGUUGUUGGCUGGGAAGGCUGGAGUGCUUGACGGCAAGUUUCACUAUGGGACAGCUUUCGGAGGCAGCAAAGUUAAGGAUGUGUGUGAAGAUCUUGUUCGUCAUGGUUAUAACUACUUGGGAAAAGACUAUGUAACAUCUGGCAUCACUGGGGAACCUUUGGAAGCCUAUAUCUAUUUUGGACCUGUGUACUAUCAGAAACUGAAGCAUAUGGUGCUGGAUAAGAUGCAUGCCAGAGCACGGGGACCUCGUGCAGUCCUUACCAGGCAGCCCACAGAAGGCCGGUCCCGCGAUGGUGGUUUGCGUCUUGGAGAAAUGGAACGUGACUGCCUGAUCGGUUAUGGAGCCAGCAUGCUUUUGCUGGAGAGAUUAAUGAUUUCAAGUGAUGCCUUUGAGGUAGAUGUCUGUGGGCAGUGCGGCCUUCUGGGAUAUUCUGGCUGGUGCCAUUACUGCAAAUCGUCGUGUCAUGUGUCUUCCUUGCGGAUCCCUUAUGCCUGCAAACUGCUCUUCCAAGAACUGCAGUCAAUGAACAUCAUCCCCAGGCUAAAACUAUCCAAGUACAAUGAGUGAAGAGGCAAGUAAAAUAUGUCUAGUUUUAAAAACAAGAGGCCCGUCCAUUCACCAGGAGAGGCUUGGAUAAAAAGCAGUGGAGAGGAAGAAUCGGGACCCCUGAGGAAUUUCCUGGGCUGUUUCACCUGCCAAUUUUUUUAAGCUGAUGGAGUUUUUCUGUACAGUAAAGGAUAAGAGAAAUAUUCUCAAACUUGCCCAAACACUUUAGUACGUGAUUUAAAAAAAAAACUGAAGCAACAUAUUAGAUCAAUAAAGAUUCCUUUAUGUUACCAAGA